Messenger RNA from Anopheles coustani, 642 nucleotides. RefSeq names its product zinc finger protein 593 homolog. Gene Ontology annotation, molecular function: nucleic acid binding; zinc ion binding. The transcript has a single exon. NCBI's taxonomy places the organism in Eukaryota, Metazoa, Arthropoda, Insecta, Diptera, Culicidae. The record is from RefSeq and is a predicted model, not a curated record. Bases 111 to 599 code for a protein of 162 amino acids.
ACCUCGUGGAUUUCAACAAUCCUGUGUUUUGUUUUCUAUCGGCAAACGUUUGCCCGUAAUUUAUUCACUUUCCUCAUACAAACUCCAUUUCAACCGGACAGAGAACAGAAAUGCCGUACCGAAGGAAGAAAAUGCACGAUGGAAAUACGCAUCUACGCCGUCGCUGGAGACUACGGUCCCGAAAGAAGGAUUUAGACGAGAUCGAUGCCGAUUUGAAGAAAAAUCCGGAACAGCUACUGCAGCAAGAAAUUGAUUUGGAUAAACCCGGAUUCGCACAGUUCUACUGCAUACAUUGUGCGACGUACUACAUCAACGACCAGGCCAUGCAAGCGCACUUCCGCACGAAGGUACACAAACGGCGCUUGAAGGCGCUCGAAAUCGAACCAUAUACGGUAGAAGAUUCGUUGAGAGCCGCGGGGCACGGUAGCUUUGUCCAGCCGCAAAAACGAAAGAUGGAAACGCAACCGUCACUGCCAGAGGUUGAGGCAGGUAAACGGAUUAAAGUAGAUACCGUCAUGGAAGAUGAAAAACCUGCCAAGCGGGAGCUAUCUAAAGCGAAAAAGUAUACCGACUUUAAGCAAGUGUUGGAAGAAUUGUAAUAAACCGGUUAAAUAAACGAUGAAAAAAAGAGGAUGUUUAUUU